AUGAAUACGUUGGUUCCCCAAUUCGAUGCGACAACCUGUCAGCGGGGUUUACUUGUCUCUCUUCCUCUUUCUCCUCCAUGCCGUCGCUGCUACAGUUCCAACCAGUUUGUUGCCAUUCUCCCGAUGCAGCAGGACGCGGCUGACCCCGAACAAGGCUCCACUGCCGACCAUUAUGUCUAUCCUGGAGUUGGUCGCCUCCUCGACUCCGCCUCGGGCCGGGACUCGGACUCGUAUCCGGCCACGGACCUGCCCGAGGACGAGUUUGCGGAGAGGCGGCAGCAUUUGCGCAGGAAUAUGCGUCAGUUCGUCAUCUCCAUGGACGAUGUGUUCACCAGGAACCCAACCAUCGUGCCUGGAAGUGGGAUUCAUGUGCGCAGCGCCAGUUCUGAUGGAAUGGCGGCCUCGAACACGGAAACACCCGAAAACAAGGUCUUUAUGACUGGCAAGUCGGGGCUGGGCUCGUCUCUCGGUCAGACGACACAAGUUGAGUACCAAUGCUUGGCGACCAAUGUCCACGACAGCGCCAUGUCGCAGCGCCUGCUUCUGAAAGGUAAUCUUUCUGGCUUUUGCGUGCGUGCAAGUGAUUUGGGCUAA
Protopolystoma xenopodis is the source of this 594-nucleotide messenger RNA. The record is from the annotation of a GenBank genome assembly. NCBI's taxonomy places the organism in Eukaryota, Metazoa, Platyhelminthes, Monogenea, Polystomatidea, Polystomatidae.